AUGUCGUCGUCGUCAGUAUCACCAUCGUCCGCAUCACUCGGCUCCAAGCUGUCCAAGAUCGAGGAGAACCAAGAAGAUGAUCUGAAGCGCAUCAGGAAAAACGAGAGAAACAUCCACAAGAACUACGACGACAUCAAGGAGAACAACGAGGACAUCACCAAGGCCAACCUUCGGAUCGAGCACCUCGAAACCACACUGGCUUCGUACGAGGAGAGAAUGGCGGCCCUCGAGACUUGCGUCGAGUCUCUCAAGCACUCCGCUUCAUCAGCACCGAUAUCCAAUCUGUCGGCGCAGCUUCAGAUGGAUCGUUCGGCGCUGAUCGCGUUCAGCGAGAUGAACAAGGCUCUGCCCGUGACCGAGAGGCACGUUUGGGAGAGGCCUCUCGAGAACGGGGACGGCAGCGUCAGAAUCCAGAAGAUGGACAGGAUCGUCGACAUCAAGAGCCUGGAGUACUUGCUCCGGACCAAAGCCACCCGGAAUGUGGUGAACAAUAUCCUGGUCAGCACGGGCGGACCGAAGCUCGAGAUACCCCCGACCCUCCGGAGAAAGUACUGGGUGUUCAUCAAAGACGGCGAGCUCACCACAAUCAGCAAGGACUUCAAGGGCGGCGUCGGGUACGAGUACUUGUGGACCGAGGACGCCGCGCUCAGCCUACCGUCCACCGACUGGAAGCUUCCCGUGAGGCGCCAGACAGAUCCGCGCAGGGCCUACGUCGACCCUCGGACCAACGCUCUGUGGCUGCCGGAAGAGGACCAGACGAGGCAGGCGGUGGAGGCGGCGGUGGACGUGGUGGACGCGGUGGUGGAGGCCGCGGUUGAGGCGGCGGAGAGCGAAAGCAAAGGCGACGACGAUGGCGACAACAACGGCAACGAUCAACCGGAGGUCGAAAAACAAGCAGAAAGAGGCAGUGCAGCUGUAGAAGAAGACGCAGCGGGGGAAGGUUCGCGGGGAAACGGGGGUGCUGUCAUCGGUCACAAGCGUUCGUUGCAGGAUGUCGGAGAAACGCCGUCGACUUCAUCGUCGGAGUCAGAGUCGGAAUCAGAGUCGGAAUCAGAGUCGGAGUCGGAGUCGGAGUCGGACGACGGUGCACCCAAGAGGCCGCGAACUUGGCUUGGAAGAAAUAUCAACAACAUUUUCCUACACUGUGUCGCCGCUGGUUUCCCCGUUGAUCCGGACGAAUACGAUGACAUUCGCGGCAAUAUGAGAGGGAAGAUAAAUAAACACUACAUGUCUUUCUUCAAGAACGCGGGACAUGUUUUGCCGUGCCGGUUCUGCAGAGAGUCGUACCUUUUGUUUGGGUGGCUCGCCAUCAUACACAACAAAGUCAACAAGAAGAAUGGUGCCAAACAAGAAACCAGUCUUCAGGCCGUCGUGGACAAGUACGAGAAGUUCAGAGCUUCGUGUCAGAAUCGGAAAGCUUUGGGGUGCACCGAGCCCGCGAAGAAAACGCGAAGAUGA
This is a messenger RNA of Ectocarpus sp. CCAP 1310/34, 1458 nucleotides long. Lineage: Eukaryota; Phaeophyceae; Ectocarpales; Ectocarpaceae. The record is from the annotation of a GenBank genome assembly.